Corythoichthys intestinalis (scribbled pipefish) is the source of this 6965-nucleotide messenger RNA. It is a transcript of the gene fas, whose product is annotated as Fas cell surface death receptor. NCBI's taxonomy places the organism in Eukaryota, Metazoa, Chordata, Actinopteri, Syngnathiformes, Syngnathidae. The transcript is spliced from 9 exons. Gene Ontology annotation, molecular function: protein binding; tumor necrosis factor receptor activity. Gene Ontology annotation, biological process: immune response; motor neuron apoptotic process; regulation of stress-activated MAPK cascade. Bases 392 to 1258 code for a protein of 288 amino acids. Gene Ontology annotation, cellular component: CD95 death-inducing signaling complex; membrane raft; external side of plasma membrane. The record is from RefSeq and is a predicted model, not a curated record.
GUCAUCCUCUGUGUGUACCUAAUGAAGUGAACCACUCAGAGGAGAGGUAAAGGACAGGACAAGCAGGGUUUAGGCGAGCGCGGCCCGGCCUACGGGCUCAGCUUAGCCUCUUAAGUCCCGCUUGGGAUUUUCCUUCCAAUAUCAAUAGUCCCGACAGAUACGUUUCCACGGGAUAUUCUUAUUCUUGUCCCUCCUCAAUCCAAUGGGCGCUUCUCUGUAUUGUCUCGCCAACUGAUGCUCUCUCCACCAUCCUCCUCCUCAAAUCCCAUUUCCAUGUACAGGCAGCAGAUACACUCAGCUCUAAUUAAGCAAACCACUGGAUGUGUUGCAGAGCGGGAGGGGGACUCUCAACACACACGUACUGUUGCAACCCGACAGAGACGUCGUCCGAAUGCAGGCAUCAUUGCUGUCCAAAAUGAAAAGAGAAGUCCAGUGUGCUGAUGGAAUGUACCAACAUGAUAAAACAACCUGUUGCCUGUGUGCCAUAGGUCAGCGCUUGAAAGAACACUGCACUGCUGCCAGUCCAAAAGAUACGCAAUGCGAACAAUGUGAGCCGGGCACAUAUAACAGCCAACCGAACCAGGACAAAAGCUGCAAACGCUGCACGUCCUGCUCACACAAGAAUGCUGCUCUGGAGGUGGAGACGACCUGCACCCGAGGGCGUGACACCAAGUGCCGGUGCAAAGCUAAUCACUACUGCAUUUCGGUCGGCACUAAAGGCUGUACAACUUGCAGUCCUUGUACAGAGUGCGGUUUGGAAGGUGUCAGAGUUGCCUGCAAUGCCACUCAUGACACAGUGUGCAAUGCCAAAUUAGAAAGGAGAGCUUAUGUUUACACAGGAGUCGCUGUCGCUUUAGCAAUAAUUGUAGUUGCUGUGUUCAUCUACAGGAACAGGAAACUAAAACACUGCAAACAACAGUUCUCCCGCAAUUCAGCAACAGUUGAGUUUAACCGCGAGCAAAUGGAGCCAUUUAACAUCCCCCAAACGGACCCUUUGCCGUAUCUGCCCGCUAUUGCAGAAGUGAUAGGGUGGAAGACUAUGACGAGGGUGGCAUACAAGAGCGGGAUGAAUCAUGUCACGAUUGAGAACUGUGAACUGGACCAGCAGCAUGACAGUCAGGAACGGACGCUGCAGCUACUGAGGAUAUGGGUGGAACAGCAGGGCAUGGACGCCAUGAAAACAUUGGUACAAAUCCUGCAUGACAAGCAUAAAUACCAAGCUCAGAAGGUGUCGCAUAUUUUAUCAACUAGGAUAUGAAUAUUUGGAGCACUAUUAUUGUUUUUUAACAAACCUGAUGAAUGAUAUGCUCCAUUUAAAGGGGAAAUUUCACAGCAAAAGUAAUGCCCGGAUAGGAAAAAUUUACUAUAAAAUAUUCCGUAAUCCAAACCUAUUUUGAAAUAAUACAGCGGCAUACUUUUUUAUAGGCAUUUUUGAAAUCGGUUUCACAAAUAGUCAGCCACAAAUGAAAAUUCAAAUGGCGCAAUUGGGUUCUUUCGGUAAUUUUCAGGGAUGACGUCAACAAGUUAGAUAAAUGUAAAAAGUCUACCUUUUACUAUAGGCAUAAGUGUGGGAGCUGUCUGCCACAAAAUUCCGGAUUAUUGCGUUGUCUGUGGAUUUAAUUUUCAAUUUUCAAUUUCAAUUUUAUUUGUAUAGCCCUCAAUCACAACAGAAGUCUCAAAGGGCUUUACAGAGGCAAUAUGAUACACAAUUAGAAAUGAAGCAACAAAGAUAUUCAUCUUUUAGAGAUAUUUAGAGAUAUCAUCGUAUUGAGUUUUCAAAAGAGGAUGCACUUAGAUGAGGGUGAGUGGGAUUCGUGCAGCAAAUUAUUUUCGUGAACUUGGACUGGAGGAUGUGGUGACGAGGAUAUAGCAAAUCAAACGCACAUGCGCACUGUUUACGGCAGGCGACCAAUGUGGGACACGCUUGCGUACAGUAACAAAAUCUUGAACCGGAAUCAUAAGCAAAGAUGUGUUGAACUGCUAUUAAAUUGUACUUGCAUGUAUGAUAUUACGAACAUGUUUUUGAAUAAUAUGCAAACGUAAGUACACUCCUUACAUUUCUGCAGGUAUUUCAUUAUAUCUUUUCAUAGGACAACACUGAUGACUUGACCCUUACACAAGUAAAAGUAGUCACUGUACAGCUUACAUAGCAGCGUAACUUUAUUGUCAAAAUAACUCAAUACUAAUAAUAAUGGCUGUAUUUUGAGUAUUAAAAGGAACCACAGACUUACAGACCUGUAGGCUGUAAUAAGCCAAAAUUGUUCUUUUACCAAAAUAUGUUAUUAGAAACAUACUGUAUAUUAUUGCCAUUGAUUUAAAAAUCUAUAAUAUUUAGUACAUGUUUUGACCUACGGAGGGCGCCAUGUUUUAUGUGCGCAAUCCUCGGUGGAUAUAAUGACGCGGUUGGGCUGGACUGGGAGAAUAGCUGAGCUAGCUAGCAAACGAAGCUAGUAUGACGACUGGCAUGAUUUUGUCACAUUCGGCUGCCUGUCAGAUUGUUUUGUUUCAGUGCUGUGGGAUGAGCAGUGUUGUUAAUAACGCCGUUACAAUAUAACGGCGUUACUAACGGCGUUAUUUUUUUCAGUAGUGGGUAAUCUAAUUAAUUACUUUUCUCAUCUUGGCAACGCCGUUACCGUUACUGAGGACGGAAAGGCAUGCGUUACUAUGCGUUACUAUAUUGGUCGAAAAGUCUGAGGGAGACGGACUCACCGAGACGACAGAGCGGGGAGGAGGCAAGAAAGUUGUGACGCCGAGCAAACGCGAUGCUAGGUAGCUCCAAUAAUACAUGUUGUAGCCGAUAGCCGACAAACUACGCCCGCAUGUUAUGGUAGAUAUGGUAGACAUGGUAGAUAUCACAUGUACUGUAUAUAGAUAUAACUAGAUGCAAAAUGACAGACAUGGCACUAGAUGUGUUCGUAGACAGCCGCCAUCUUAAAGCAGUAGGCUUUUUAGGACGGCUCUGUUGUAGAGAACCUUCCUAGCGAAGCUAAGUAACUUUUUAUCUAAAAUAUUUCUAAAUUGGCAAAAUCUUGACUUGAAUCUAUCUUUAAAUGAUGAAACAGAUUUAAAACUUUCAUAUGUCGAAAGUAGAGAGAAGGGAACUAAUGCAAUAAUGGGAGCAAUUUUAACAACUUUUUAACAGUUGAUUCAGGGUAAAGGGUAAAUUAGGGUAAAGAAUUGGGCUCGGGCCAAUUGUACCAAAAACCUCCACAAAAAACUUCACAUAGUGUGGCCAAAGUUUUUUUUUUUUUUUUUUGAGGGGAAAAAAAAAAAGUAAUUAUCACCAAUUACUUUGCCAAGUAACUAAUUACUCUUACAUUCAGGUAAUUGAGUUACUAACGCAAUUACUUUUUGGGAGAAAUAAUUUGUAACUAUAAUUAAUUACUUUUUUUCAGUAAGAUUAACAACACUGGGGAUGAGUUACCAACGUUGUACCUGCAUCCAAUUCUAGCACCUCAGCAGUGUCUUUAAACUGAUCCUAGGCGGCUCGCCGAGAUAGUGUUUUGCUGCCAUUUGACAGUUUGUAUUCUUGACCCCUUCGUUGCGGGUUGCAUAUUUGCCUUGGUUUUUCCGUCCGUCUGCCACUCACCGCGGUUUUCCCAUUUUUGAUAUUUUUUGUUUAUCCCGACCCUUUUUAUUUCUCCCUUUUCGCGAUCGUGUAUUUCUUUAGUGUGUUCAAUAAACCCUUUUACGCAAUUCCUACGUUAUUGUUGUCUGCUUGCUUUCGCAUUCGCGGACCGUAACACUUUCGGGUUUUACCGUGUAGGGAUAGACAAUGCAUGUGGGUUGCGAUAGCUUUAUAAGGAAAAUCAUGACUCUGUCAUCAUGCGGUAGUAUUGUCCUGUGGUCUAUGCGCUCGUCUGUUGCGCGGGAAACGCUGGUUUCAAUCUCGCUGGAGACCUUCAUUUAAUUGCUUUUGCUGCUCGUUUUGUGAAAUAUCGACAGUGUUGUACUGCUCAUCAUUUUUCCGCUUGGUUUCAAAUUGGAAGGUCAGAACCGAUGGCAUGUGUAUGUAGCUAAAGAGGCACACUGUGGAAGCAUGGCAGCGCCACCCAGUGACGUCACCGCAGAGUACAUUGUGUCGUCAACAACAAUGGCAAGCAACUAAUUAAACAAAUUUUUUAAAUUUCAUUAAUGAUACCCUUUAAAAAACAUUGUUUAAAAGAAACAUCCCCGAAACACAUCAUAUACCCAAACUGUCGUAAAAAUGUCGCAAAUCAACGCAGGCACGUUUAACUUGUGCAUGUACUCCACAUGCCUCACUCACAUCCUGUCGAUGCUCACAUUGGGUUGCGACACGGCUUAAAAGGGAGGCUUUGCGUCCAAAACUUAAGGCGUCUGUGUGCGGGAACUCCCGCAGUUAGUUCCACACGUGGCGCUGAGAUUGCGCUAAUAAUAUCAUGGGGGAAAAAAUAUUCAUCAAACAAAACCGAAGCGGUUUUUAAGUGAACCGAGCCGAAAAUGCAAAUGCACAUUGGAGCCGAGUGAUGCCACCUGUUGAGAUGUGCGAGGGAAUGUUGAGCUGUGUGCGUCCAUGUAUGAUCGUAUUUUUCCUUCAUUCUGGAGGGUUCCAGCGAUAGGUUGGAGCUGAUACGCUGCCGGCUGUUUCAUAAUGUUGCCAUUGCAACUGCGGGUAGUCGUCGCUCCCGCUCGUCCUUGCGAAGUCCGCAAGAAUUGUUUACAACAUAUUCGUGUUGCACAUUUAUUCCGUGAGGUGACGUGUUCGUUUAGCAUUUUUAGCAUGUGUUGUAAGUCCGAUUGAGUGUAAAUUGCUAAGUGGCCACCACAUUUUGUGGCCAAAUUGACCGCCUAUAUGCACUGCGUACUUCUGGGUUGUGUGCGCGUUUGCGCCCACCCCCACAUUUGUGUUUAUUGCACUGCAAUUCAUUUAUGUGUUGUUCAUUGUUGUGAAGUCAAUUUGCAUUGUUUUACUUUGGCACUGAUAUGGUGUUAACCCUAAACCCUAACCCGAAAUUCAUAAUUUUUUUACAUUUGGCUUAAUCUUCGAGUUAGCGGGGGUUUAAUUAGUUGGUGGAGUUGAUUUCCACAAAUUCCAUGUGGUUUUUUUGAUAUUUGUUAGUUUAGAGGCUCCGAAGUGGCUAAGCUAGUGCAAGUCAAUGCUGGUUAAAAUCAACUCCAUCGGCUACUUAAACCUCAGCUAACUCGAAGGUUAAGGCUUAAGUGAAAAAUUCUAAUCUUCCCCUAUAAAUUCAACUAUCGGAAAGUCAAUUACAUGCGAUGACAUUUUACUGUUGUCAUUCUUAUAUUGAGGCAGCAAAGGGAGGAAAAACUGGUAAAAAGCGAUAAAUUACGUUUGAAGUAACUUAGUUGCCUUGAUAAUUAAGUAAUCAGUAAAGUAACUAGAUUACUUUUUUGAGGCGUAAUCAGUCAUCAAAUUACUUUUUCAAGUAGUCUGACAACACUGGUUAUUUCUACAUACACUAUAUAGUAAUACAAACAACCAAAAUUAUGUGAAGUAGUUCCCCUUUAAGACAUUGUUGUCUUCUAUGCCUGUUUCACAAUAAGGAAAAUGUACCGCUUAUGAUCUCAGGUGCCUUUUAAUGUACAAUCUAUAUGAAUGAGAAACAUAUUGUAUACAAGUAGAAUUGUUUACAUGUGAAUAUCUUUGUGUUAAAAGUAGGGCUGUCAAAAUUAUCGCGUUUUUAAAAAAAUUUUUUUAAUGAAUUAAUCACGUUAAAAUAUUUGACGCAUUAACGCACAUGCCCCACUCAAACAUAUUAAAAUGACAGCACAAGGUCAUAUGCAGUUGUUACUUGUGUUUUUUAGAGUUUUGUCGCCCUCUGCUGGUGCUUGAGUGUGACUGAUUUUAUGGGUUCAGCGCCAUGAGAAUUGUCUAAUUAUUGACAUCAACAAUGGCGAGCUACUAGUUUAUUUUUUUAUUAAAAUUUUAAAUUUUAUUAAAAUGAAAACAUUAAGAGGCGUGUUAAUAUAAAAUUUCUAUAACUUGUACUAACAUUUAUCUUUUAAGAACUUCAAGUCUUUCUGUCCAUGGAUCGCUUUAACAGAAUGUUAAUGCCAUCUUGUUGAUUUAUUGUUAUAAUAAACAAAUACAGUACGUAUGUACAGUAUGUUGAAUGUAUAUAUCCGUCUUGUGUCUUAUCUUUCCAUCCCAACAAAAAUAUGGCAUAUUUUAUAGAUGGUUUCAAUUGCGAUUAUUUACGAUUAAUAAAUUUUUAAGCUGUGAUUAACUCGAUUAAAAACUUUAAUCGUUUGUAUUUAUGUGUACGUAAAAGGAAUGACAUAAACCUCAUAUUUUGGAAGGGCAAAGGCGUGUUUGUUUGGUGUACUUGACAAAAUGUAUUUUCUUGGUGACAUAAUUUCUAUUUGUACUUCAGAUAUGAAUCAGAUUUUUAAUGUGUUAUGCACACUCAUUUGAAUAGCAAAUUAGAAUUAUUUAACCUGUGUGUCCAUCACACUAGUCUACAAGCAAAAUGCUUCCAGGAUAAAAGUAGUGAAACUUUAUUAAAUUUGGGUCACUUAAGGGAAAAAAAAUGGUCAAAAAUGUAUUCACACACAAAUUUCCUUUGUUAUGGUACAUCCACCCACAUGUCUUAGUGCAUGCAUAUUGAUUGUCAAAGACUUCAGUAGACAAAAAGGGGAUCAAUUUAAAGUGUUUGUUUUUUAUUAUGUACCAGGAUGGGUGUCCAAAACCUUUUUUUAAAUGAGAAACUUUUAAAUUUCAAAAGUUCUCAAAAAUGUCUAUUUUUCACACACCUGGUUUGAAAAAUGCUCUGCUGUACAAAAUGUCUUCCCACAGAAAUUAGAGAUUCAAGCUUUCCAAUGAUGCAUCACACAUGCAUAUAGGAAAAUUUUGAAAUUCGGCCAAAUUGGUGGCCUCAGAACAGAACUUCAAGUCACCUUAGUGUUUUCCACCAAAUAUACGUAAGCGUAUUGCAUAGACUUGAAAAAAUGUUUCUUAAAAACUUGUUUUUCUGAGUACUUUA